UCACGCCGCUGUUCCGCUUGUCGUUAAAGCAGCAGCGUCUUGCCCUCGCGGUGGCUAGUUUCCCCCCUCCCUUCACGUCUCUCACCGAGGGGAAAACAACAAGUAGCCGGUCACCGGGACAUGGCUGCUGUGCUUUCUCGGCUUACCUUAGUGACUCUGCUCUGAAGAGUGUGUGAAUAUAUAUAUAUGUGUGUGCGCGCGCGCACGCGCGCAUGCUUACAGUAGCUGGAUGUGCAGCGACAGCUGAGCUGGAGUCCUAAACACGAGUGACGGCGGCGGUGUGAUGCGGAUUUCCUCUGUCAGGGCCGAGAUCCGUUGAGAUGGAAUGGUGCAAGAACGUACUGACAGAUAUCGCGGCCUGAACACACACCACAACAUGGAGAUCCAUCCGCUAUGCACUAAGCUUUGCCAUCAUAAAGCAGUGGAGCUGAAGGACGACGUGUGUGAGAAGCAGAGCGCGGUCACUAUUAACCCUCGGCACAUGAAGAAAGCUUUCAGGAUCAUGAACGAGUUGCGCAGUCAGAGUGUGUUGUGCGACGUGACCAUUGUAGCAGAGGACGUGGAGAUCGCAGCACACCGAGUGGUUCUGGCAGCUGGGAGCCCAUAUUUCCAUGCCAUGUUUACAGGUGAGAUGAGUGAGAGCAGACAGAAGAAGGUGCGGAUAAAGGAGAUAGACGGCUGGACGCUGGGGAUGCUGAUCGAUUAUGUUUACACUGCUGAAAUACAGGUCACCGAAGAGAACGUACAGGUGCUGCUGCCAGCCGCAGGUCUUCUCCAGCUGCAGGAGGUGAAGAGAGCGUGUUGCGAGUUUCUCUCCACUCAGCUCCACCCCACGAACUGCCUCGGAAUCCGGGCCUUCGCCGACCUGCACGCUUGCUCCGACCUCCUCAACCUGGCCAACUCGUACGCAGAGCAGCACUUCUCGGAGGUGAUGCAGUGCGAGGAGUUCCUCAACCUGGGCAUGGAGCAAGUUUGCAGUCUCAUCGCCAGCGACAAACUCACCAUACCUUCUGAAGAAAAGGUGUUCGAGGCGGUUAUCGCGUGGGUCAAGCACGAUAAGGACGUGCGACAGGAACAUAUGUCUCAUCUGAUGGAGCAUGUACGCCUGCCUCUCCUCUCCAGAGAGUACCUCGUACAGAGGGUGGAGGAGGAGACUCUGGUGAAGAACAGCAGCGCUUGUAAGGACUACCUGAUUGAGGCCAUGAAGUACCACCUGUUGCCAGCCGAGCAGCGCUCCAUGAUGAAGACGGUCCGCACCAGAGUGCGCACGCCAGUCAGCUACCCGAAGGUGAUGGUGGUGGUUGGGGGCCAAGCACCAAAAGCAAUCCGCAGUGUGGAAUGUUAUGACUUUGAAGAGGAGAGAUGGUUCCAAGUGGCAGAGCUGCCAUCCAGACGAUGUCGAGCAGGCGUAGUGUACAUGGGUGGCAUGGUGUACGCCGUCGGAGGCUUUAACGGCUCUCUGCGCGUGAGGACGGUGGACGCGUACGACCCUGUGAAAGACGAGUGGUGCUGUGUGAGCAGUAUGCAGGACCGGAGGUCCACACUCGGUGCCGCCGUUCUCAACGGACUUCUUUAUGCCGUGGGUGGUUUCGACGGCAGCACAGGUCUUGCUACUGUUGAGGCGUACAACUCGAAGACCAACGAAUGGUUCCACAUAGCUCCCAUGAACACCCGACGCAGCAGCGUGGGAGUGGGCGUGGUCGGAGGUAUACUGUAUGCAGUUGGCGGGUAUGAUGGAGCAACACGUCAGUGUUUGAGCACUGUGGAGGCGUAUAACCCGAACACCAACGAGUGGUCAUACAUAGCAGAGAUGGGCACGCGGCGCAGCGGAGCAGGGGUGGGUGUGCUAAAAGGUCUGCUGUAUGCGGUGGGCGGGCAUGACGGCCCGUUAGUCAGGAAGAGCUGUGAGGUGUACGACCCCGUCUCCAGCACCUGGAAGCAAGUGGCCGAUAUGAACAUGUGUCGCCGGAACGCAGGAGUGUGCGCAGUCGGCAGUCUGCUGUAUGUGAUCGGGGGUGACGAUGGCUCCUGUAACCUGGCAUCGGUAGAGUUUUAUAAUCCCAGCACGGAUAAAUGGACCAUAUUGCCAAGCUGCAUGAGCACCGGGCGCAGCUACGCAGGUGUGACGAUCAUUGAUAAACCUCUUUGAACAACUGAAGAGUUGAAACUCUGUUGAAGUGUAAGCUGAAAAUAAGCUGAUGUGAUGCUGAGGAGUGGCUCACACUGAAGACGAGGCUGAAGCUUCCUCCUAGAGCUGCUUCCUGAUUCAGAAGGCCUGGACAAACACUGCUCUCUCGCUCUCUCUCUCUCUCCCUCUCUCUCUCUCUCUCUGUGUCUCUAUUUUUUUCUUCCUGUCUCUCUAUACAUCUCUCUCUCUAUCUAUCUCUCUAUCUAUCUGUCUCCCUAUCUCUCACUUUAUAUCUGUCUCUCUCACUCUCUGUUCAUCUCUCGAUCGUGCUCUGUCUCUCUCAGUUGUUCUAUCUCUAUAUUUCUAUACAUUUCUCUCUCUCUCUCUCUCUCUUCUUCCUUUUAUUUGAGAGUAGUUACAGUAUGACGAAGAUUUUUUUUGCACUUUUACAGCAAAGUACUAACCAAGCGUGAUGGUUCAAACUCUAACGCGACCGAAAGGAUGCCUCUGAAAACACUAGCGUAAACGUUCCAGCGUCUGUCCGCGGAGUUUAGGAGCGAGUCUACUGACCUGAAGGAACCCCUUCGAAAAUCCAUCGUGGACGAAUCCGACUCGGAACGGGACUCGAUUUAAAAAAAACAAAAAAAAAACAAACAAUGGACCAGCACUUUCUCACUCUGAAUCUCUGAAAGUCACUGGGACUGACGAGAUGAUUUUAUGAAGAAGGAUAACGGACUAACGGACGAUUGCUGUCGUUUGAUUUCAUGGCAGGAAUGAGAGCUGCUAAUCUACGAGCAGAAGCUGCAUGGGGUGAACAUUUAAUAGGAGGACUUGCACUUGCGUUUCUCGAGUUUCUUUUGCCAAACCCAAGUUUUUGAAAAGUCUUAACGCUCAACAUUUCAUUUCUUACGCACCGUGUCUUUUAACCGCGAUCCAGCUGGGUGUGAAUAUCGGUUCUGGAUGUAUCCGUGAUGCGCUGCUCUGCUGCUGCGUGUGUCUGAGCAUGCAUGUCGUUUCGGACUGCUGCUGGCUGCUCGGCCGUGGAAGUGCUUCUGCAUGGAUCUAGGUUUUCGUGUGUGUGUGUGUGUGUGUGUGUGUGUGCGCGUGUGUGUACGUGUGUACGUGUGUACGUGUGUACGUGCGUGCGUGCGUGUACUGUUUUUAAACUACUGCUGUCAUCUGUUCAGUGAAGAAUGGGACACUGCAUCGCUCUGCCAACUGCUGAACACUGACCAAAUGUUCUUUCUUUCCUUUCCUUUUAUCUUCUGUACCUUUUCUAAUCUCAGUUCUGUACUCUCUCUAGUGUUUCUCUUUAACUAUUAUUAAUUAUUGUUCUCAAUAUUAAAACUAGGUGUCGGUCAAGAGGAAUGCAGCGCGCUCAAACCAUUUCAUAACGUGUUUUAUAUCAUGAAUAAUAAACAUGCUUCUUGUAUUUAAA
Molecule: messenger RNA, 3566 nt
Organism: Ictalurus punctatus (channel catfish)
Lineage: Eukaryota; Metazoa; Chordata; Actinopteri; Siluriformes; Ictaluridae
Gene: klhl2
Product: kelch-like family member 2
Exons: 15
Coding region: 326-2149 (607 amino acids)
Molecular function (GO): protein binding
Source: RefSeq, a predicted model, not a curated record